Messenger RNA from Neltuma alba, 2199 nucleotides. RefSeq names its product protein FAR1-RELATED SEQUENCE 6-like. Bases 152 to 2155 code for a protein of 667 amino acids. NCBI's taxonomy places the organism in Eukaryota, Viridiplantae, Streptophyta, Magnoliopsida, Fabales, Fabaceae. Gene Ontology annotation, molecular function: zinc ion binding. The transcript is spliced from 2 exons. The record is from RefSeq and is a predicted model, not a curated record. Gene Ontology annotation, biological process: regulation of DNA-templated transcription.
CAUUGGUGGGGAGCGAGCUUUAAGCAGCUGGAGAGAUGAGUGGGGAGACCGGUUCGUCUGUGCAAAUUGCAAAACGAACGACCACCAUCUAGGAGUGACGACAAUCGCAGAACCAGUCAACCAACAACCCAACUUACUGCUGCUGCCGCAGAUGGAAGAAGUUUCUUUAAAUAGUGAGCCAAUGUUUGAUGAAUGUGAUGAGUUUGAUGUUGAGAACUCUUCUGCAUCAGAGCAUGAUCAUGAGUCUUUGGACUCAAGAUCAAAGAACCAUCCACCUCCAACUGUGGGCCUGGAGUUUGAUUCUUUUGAAGAAGCUUACAACUUUUACAAUGUUUAUGCUAAAGAACAAGGUUUUGGCAUUAGAGUGAGCAACUCAUGGUUUAGAUCAAGGAGGAAGGAGCGGUAUAGGGCAAAACUCAGCUGCAGUAAUGCUGGUUUCAAGAAAAAGAGUGAAGCCCAUAAUCCAAGACCAGAGACAAGAACUGGUUGCCCUGCAAUGAUAGUCAUUAGGAUGGUGGAUGGCCAAAUAUGGAGGAUAGUGGAAGUUAAACUGCAACACAACCAUCAAGUGAAUCCUGGAAUUAAACGGUUCUAUAAGUCCCAUAAGAAAAUGAUACUUGCAGCCAGAGAAGCACAACCACCACCAGAUCCUAUUACAGAAACACAUACCAUUAAAUUGUAUCGAACAGCUCUCAUGGAUGCUGGUUAUAAUGGGUUCUCCAAUUUUGUUGAAGGACAGGGGACCAGCUUUGAUAAUUUGAAAUAUUUGGAACUUAAAGAAGGGGAUGGCCAUACUAUUUAUAAUUAUUUUUGCCGAAUGAAAUUGACAAACCCGAAUUCCUUUUACUUAUUCGAUAUUGAUGAUGAUGGGCAGCUAAGAAAUGUGUUUUGGGUUGAUGCCAGGUCGAGGGUAUGUUACAGUUACUUUAAUGACACUGUUAUUAUAGAUACAACUUGUUUGGCAAACAAAUAUGAGAUCCCUCUGAUAUCAUUUGUUGGUGUAAACAACCAUGGACAGUCGGUGCUACUGGGCUGUGGCUUCCUUGGGUAUGAAAAAGUUGAUAAUUUUGUUUGGAUAUUUAAUGCAUGGCUAAAAUGUAUGCUUGGUUGCCCACCACAUGUUGUUAUUACUGAUCAGUGCGAGCGCUUGCAAACUGCAGUUGCUCAGGUUUUUCCUCAUGCUCAUCAUUGUUAUUCUUUGCAGUAUAUCAUGCAGAGAGUUCCAGAAAAGUUGGGAGGGUUGAAGGGAUAUGAAACAAUCAAAAGGCAAUUGAACAGAGCAGUUUAUGAGUCCCUAAAGAUAGUCGAGUUUGAAAAUUAUUGGGCUGAUAUGAUCAAGCAGCAUGGAUUGGGAGAUAACAAAUGGCUUCAAAGAUUGUAUGACGAUAGGCACCUGUGGGUUCCGGUUUACAUCAAGGACACUUUUUUGGCAGGAAUGGUCCCUACAAAAGAGAAUGAGGGCCUGAUUGCCUAUUUUGACGGAUAUGUACACAAGCAUACAUCCUUCAAGGAAUUUAUUGACAAGUAUGACUUAGCUUUACAUAGGAAGAACUUGAAAGAAGCCAUGGCAGAGUUGGAGUCAAGGAAAUCAAGUGUUGUAUUGACUACAAGAUGUAAUUUUGAACUGCAGCUAUCCAAGUUGUACACAGAAGAAAUCUUUAAAAAGUUCCAGUCUGAGGUUGAGGGUAUGUACUCCUGCUUCAAUACAAGACAGGUAAAUGCUAAUGGAUCUAUAAUAACAUAUAUAGUGAUAGAACGAGUUGAAAAUGGGGGAAAUGAGAAGGAGGUUAAGAAAUUUGAAGUCUUAUAUGAGACAAAUGAAGUAGACAUACGGUGUAUCUGCGGCUUGUUCAAUUUCAAAGGUUAUCUAUGUAGGCAUGCACUGAAUGUUCUGAAUUAUAAUGGUGUGGAGGAAGUCCCAUCUCGGUACAUUCUGGAACGAUGGAAGAAAGAUUUCAAACAACGGUUUAUUGGAGACCAUGUCUUUGGUGACGCUGAUACAUACAACGCCGUUGUCUGGCAUAAACAACUAUUUUAUAAUGCUCUUCCAUUGCUAGAAGAAGGGGCUCAGUCCCAAGAGCAUUACAUGAUUGCUUUACUAGAACUGGAACAGUUGUUAAACAAGUUUGAUCUAUUGGAAGAUAACUCAUUGUAACAAUCUACACAAGGUUCUCAAUCUAAUUAUGCUACUUCGACUCU